AUGGAAAGACAAGUGGGGCAACUAGCUAAUCUAUCGUAUGAGAGGGUUCCGAGAAUUCUCCCUCCCGAUACUGAAAGAAAUCCAAAAGAGACUAUAAAUGCAGUAUCUUUUAGGAGUGGGCAUGUAUUGGAGGAUCCCAUGGCAAAACAAAAUGAUGAGCUGAUUGAAAGACAGGUGGAGAUUGUGGAGGAGCAAAAAAUGACAAUAUUCAAUAAGGUGGAUGAUGGUCUGAAGAAGCAUAGGAAAGGGAAGACUAGAGCUCAGAAGAAGAAGAAAGAUGAGAAUAAGCAGAGAAGAGAGAAGCUGGACAAACAAUUCGGGCGCUUUCUAGAAGUGCUCAUGCAGGUGCAUGUGAAUAUAACUUUCACAGAGGUGCUAUUACUGAUGCCAGCUUAUGCUAAAUUUCCUAAGGAGAUAUUGUACAAAAAGCGAAAAGCGGAAGACACAUUGGUUGUCAAGCUCACAGAGCAUUGUAGUGUCAUUAUGCAAAAUAAGCUCCCUCAAAAGUGGAGAAACAAGGAGUUUUACUAUACCUUGCUCUUUAGGAAGAAAUUGGAGGGAGAGAUUGGAGAAAUCAAGUCGAUACCUGUGUCCUUGCAGCUGGCGGAUCAAACCACAAUCAUACCUAAAAGAAUAGUGGAAGAAGAGAAUAGGGAGUUCCCUCUAAUUUUAGGAAGUCCCUUCUUCGCUACGAGUAGAGCAAUUCUGGACAUUCAGGAAAGGCAACUCAUGCUCAGAGUGGGGGAGGAAAGGGUGAUCUUCAAGAUUGAAGGUGCAAAGGGGGACCUAAAGGAGCAAUUGGAGAGAUUCUUUUUCAAGGGUUUUGCUUGA
Molecule: messenger RNA, 831 nt
Organism: Nicotiana attenuata
Lineage: Eukaryota; Viridiplantae; Streptophyta; Magnoliopsida; Solanales; Solanaceae
Exons: 5
Coding region: 1-831 (276 amino acids)
Source: RefSeq, a predicted model, not a curated record